Limulus polyphemus (Atlantic horseshoe crab) is the source of this 627-nucleotide messenger RNA. Its product is annotated as RNA-binding protein Musashi homolog Rbp6-like. Gene Ontology annotation, cellular component: cytoplasm. The annotation marks the transcript as partial. The transcript is spliced from 7 exons. Lineage: Eukaryota; Metazoa; Arthropoda; Merostomata; Xiphosura; Limulidae. Gene Ontology annotation, molecular function: RNA binding. The record is from RefSeq and is a predicted model, not a curated record.
AUAGAAGAUGCAAUGCUUAUGUUUGACAAACAAACGAACCGGCAUCGAGGUUUUGGUUUCGUUAUCUUUGAAAGUGAAGACGUGGUAGACAAAAUUUGUGAAAUUCAUUUCCACGAAAUUAACAACAAAAUGGUGGAAUGUAAAAAAGCUCAACCGAAAGAAGUCAUGAUGCCUACUACAAUUGGUCGAGGAAGAGGAUCAGGAAGAGGAGUGUAUGAUCUUAUUUGGCCGCUCGGUGCACUCACAGAUGAUUCUGACGUCCUGUGUACACCCCUGUCUUCAGUAGGGUUCCCAGCCUACAGCUACGGACGCACGAGCUUUCCUGGAUAUCCUGGCUUUGGCCACUUGUUUGCAGUGGAACUAAAUGGCCAGCAGAGCUCGCCGCCGAUGCUAACACAAGCAGUACCAGUCAUCAACAACUAUGUAUCCACAAGUUUUGCCUCACCUACAUCCUCUGCCAAUAAUCAUGGAUUCUCUUCCAACAAUAGUCCAGGACCGAUCGAUUUGUACAGUUCUAACCAGGACAUCAUGGGAUACGUCCAAACAGCUAAUUCCCAGUCGUCAGGGUUCCCCUCAGUCGCAGCAAGUAGAGUAAGUACAAUUGCAGCUAUUUUACGGUAACUUAGA